AUGUCGGCCAUCCCUCACUCUCACGUCGACGAUGCAGAGAAAGGUGUUAUGGAACAUGAGCAACCCAUUUCGUUGUCGCUGACAUUGGGCCAAUCUAAUCCCUCGCUCGGGAGCCAGCCGUCACCAACAGAAUCCCAGAAUAACCUAGGCACCAAGACGCCACCAGAGAAAGCAGUAGCCGUCGUUGUCCCAGUUACGAAUGUUGCACCUGCUCUGAAGUCCAAACCAAAGCCAUCCUUUCCACGAGCAUCACGUUGGAUACGAUUUCAACUUUGGUUCAACACUUACCGGAAAUUCUAUACCAUCGUUUUUACGUUGAACUCUAUCGGGCUCUUGUUGGCGAUCAUUGGUACAUGGACGUAUCCGCGGCGGUACACAGGCGCUUUCGUCCUUGGGAAUCUUCUAGUUGCCAUUCUUAUGAGAAACGAACUCUUUGGACGAUUUCUGUACCUCAUUGUCAAUACUCUCUUUGCGAAAUGGCCCCCACUCUGGUUCCGACUCGGAUGCACGUCCGUUCUUCAGCACCUGGGAGGCAUACAUUCCGGAUGCGCGACGUCGGGUUUUAUGUGGCUUGUGUAUCGCGUCGUCUGCAUAUUCCUUGAUCACAGGAACAACCACGACGCGGUCCUCGUCAUGGGUGUCAUUACGAACUUGGCCGUUGCAAUCUCUAUUUGCUCAGCGUUCCCUUGGGUGCGGAACACACAUCAUAAUGUCUUUGAACGUCAUCACCGCUUUAUUGGAUGGCUAGGUCUAGCUUCGACCUGGAUAUUUGUUGUCCUCGGUGACAGUUACGACUUGAACACCCACUCUUGGAAUCCCGAUGGUAUACGCAUUAUCCGUCAACAAGAUUUCUGGUUUGCGCUGGGCAUGACCAUCUUCGUUCUUAUCCCAUGGUUCACUAUUCGUGAGGUACCAGUGGACAUUGAAAUCCCAUCUCCGAAGGUGGUCAUUGUCAGAUUCAAGAGGGGGAUGCAACAGGGGUUGCUGGCGAGAAUAUCCCGAGGUUCGAUUAUGGAGUAUCACGCCUUCGGAAUCAUUUCUGAAGGGAAGCAUGCGGAUCACCAUUAUCUUAUCUGUGGUGUACAGGGCGACUUCACCCGCGGCCUCGUCCAGAAUCCUCCUACGACUCUAUGGACGCGACAGCUGAAGUUCGCUGGUGUUUCUAAUACUUCCACCUUGUACAAGAGAGGCAUCCGAGUUUGUACCGGUACAGGUCUCGGCGCCGCAUUAUCCACAUGCCUUCAGAGCCCGAACUGGUAUUUGAUCUGGAUAGGUUCCGACCAAGAAAAGACCUUUGGUCCAACUAUUUCGGGGUUGAUUGAGAAGCAUCUCAAGCCCGACAAUCGCGUCACACUUUGGGAUUCGCGACAGCGAGGUGGUCGCCCUGACACAUUGAAGCUCAUCAAAGAGACUUACGCGUCAUGGGGGGCUGAAGUUGUCUUCAUCACGUCAAACUUGCAAGGAAACACAGAAAUGAUGGAAGGUUGCAAAGCCGCCGGUAUCCCUGCCUUUGGAACUCUCUGGGAUUUCUAG
Messenger RNA from Pleurotus ostreatus (oyster mushroom), 1533 nucleotides. RefSeq lists its product as uncharacterized. The record is from RefSeq and is a predicted model, not a curated record. The coding region runs from base 1 to 1533 and encodes 510 amino acids. The transcript has 14 exons. NCBI's taxonomy places the organism in Eukaryota, Fungi, Basidiomycota, Agaricomycetes, Agaricales, Pleurotaceae.